Penaeus chinensis is the source of this 2614-nucleotide messenger RNA. RefSeq names its product histone-lysine N-methyltransferase, H3 lysine-79 specific-like. Bases 54 to 1916 code for a protein of 620 amino acids. The record is from RefSeq and is a predicted model, not a curated record. Gene Ontology annotation, cellular component: astral microtubule. Gene Ontology annotation, molecular function: microtubule binding. Gene Ontology annotation, biological process: mitotic cytokinesis; mitotic spindle assembly; regulation of mitotic cytokinesis. NCBI's taxonomy places the organism in Eukaryota, Metazoa, Arthropoda, Malacostraca, Decapoda, Penaeidae. The transcript has 9 exons.
UUCUCUCACCAUUAAACCCUGGCUUUCUAAGAUCCUUUUAUUUACUUAAUAAAAUGUCGGACAGCAGCCUAGAUGACUUCUUUGAGGAGGGGAGUGAAGAUUCUGAGAAAUAUAGUGAAGAUUGUUCCUGCAAAUCGGGUGAAGAAGAGCAGGCAGCGUCUAAAGAUGACAGCGAGCCUUACAACAGCGCGAGUGAGAGCGAGAAUGAAUCGCCCCGAAAUUCAUGGAGUGAAAACACGGUUGACAGUGUCAGUGAAGAUGCAGAAAAUGAAACUGAUAUGGAUAACGAAAAGAAAAAGAAAAGCGACGCGGAAGAUAGUAGCAAACAGUACCCCGAUGACGCCAGCAGAAGUGACGACCUUGAGCAUCUGCAAAUGUCUCAGAGCAACGUCUCAUCGUCUUCUUCUUCUUCGCCUUCUAAAGGCUCAAGAAUCCGGCCGCAGUCUGGCCGGAGCCCGAUGAAGGUCCUCAUCAGCGCAGUGCAGGGCCCGCCCUCGACCUCGGACGAGCCUCUGAGAGACAGCUCGAGCUCUGCGCCCCGCAGAGACACUUCGAGCUUGAGCUCCAACAACCUGAGCCCCGCCAAGAGCGAGCCUCCAUGCGCCUCCCCGCUCCUGGUGAGGAAGAGCCCGAUACACGUCGCCGUUCGGUCGCGCGACGCCUCCCCGAGAGCCCAGGAAUCGGCAGCACCACAGGCGAGGGACCUGCAGCUCUCCACAAGCUCCAAGGGGAUCAACAACGUCCUCAGCAGCAAAGAACAAACGAGCAGGGGGUCUUCCGGCGCUUCUCCCGCGAGUCGGCCCCGCUCCGCCGCGGCUCGACCGAGGAUCAUGGACCGGGAAUCUCCCUUACACAAGCUUCCACGCCAUCUCCCUCUCGGGAAUUACGCACGCAGUCUAAAGAUGCUUGGGGUGAAGAUGCCCUCGCCUACUCACAAGGCAUCAAGGACCCCGAGGUCAGUGUCCUCGCAGUCGUGGCAGAGCGAAGGGAAGCUGCACACGCGCGUGACCCGCCGCUCGACCUCGCUGGAGGACGUGAGCCGCGCCAUCCCGCAGGUCAAGAACCCGGCCUCACUCAGCGCCCUCACUGUCGACGAGGUCCAGCGUGCCACCCUCAGCCAGGCCGUCUACGAGGAGUGGUACUUCAAAAGGUGUCGCCAGAUCAGGUCGCAGAGGGUCAAGGCCAAAGACAAGCAGAAGGAAGAGGAGAGGAAGAAAGAGGUGAAAAACAAAGAAAAGGAGGAGAAAGUGACCGUUGCAGUGGGCGAAUGGGAAGAGAAGAAACUCGAACAGAAGAAGAAGGAGCGAGAGAAGAAAAAAACGGAAGCUCAGAAGGCAGCGGAAAAGGAGAAGGAACAGCAAGAGAAACAGUUGCGAAUAGCGGCCGCCAUCGAGGCUUGGGAGAAGGAGAAGAUCGCGCUGGCCAAGGAAAGGCGAGAGAAGAAGAGGGCGGAGAAGGAACGGAAGGUGGAAAAGGCGCGGGAACAGCUGACCAAGAGAGAGGAGGCGGAAGUGGUAUUCAAAUCCUGGAAGGAACAGAAGAAAAUCGAAGAAACAGAAAAGCGAAGGAGAGCAAAACAAGAAGAAGCAGAACGGAAGAUGAAAGAAGAACAAGAGAAGUUGGAGAAAAGGCAGUAUGCGGAUAUGUCUUUCGCUGCCUGGAAGAAAAUGAAAAUGGCAGAACAAGGAGAAAAUCUUCAGAAGGUUUACCAAGAUUCCGAGGGCGCGAAGUCUAUGAUGUUGCGGCGCCAGCUGGAGCGCUCGUCGGAGGCGCUGGAGGCGUACGAGCGCUGGCUGGAGGAGGUGGAGGACCGACGGCCCGCGCGGAUCUACGAGAAUGCGCGCUCUUCGGUCUUGGUUCGCGCGCGCUCUCCCUGGUGGCCCGGCGGUUCCAGGAACUCUCUCCUUGGUUGCUGAAUGCUCGAAUAAACAAAUGCAGAUACACACACAGAUACAAGCAGCUAUAAAUAUACAGACACCCACCCACCCACCCUCACACACACACACACACACACACACACACACACACACACACACACACACACACACACACACACACACACACACACACACACACACACACACACACUCACUCAUAAUCGUACACAUAAUUUACUCAUUAUUUUCUACUUACUGGCUGUUUUAGGUGUAGUUUGUUGUGUUUUGAAUUGUUUUGUGUACUAUUAAUACUCGGACUGUGUAGCACGGAUAGCUCUCCUGAAUUGCUCAGACCCCAUUCUAAAUACAUGCGAAAACCAGCCUUUAAUCACAAAUGUAGAAUGUCUAUUGCGCUCAGGUAAAAAGCACUGUAAACGUCGCAACUCUAGAUGGAAUCUCCACUCGCAAAAGGAUGUGAAUGUGGGCUGUGUCGAGGUCUUAGGGGUACUUUCCUCGGCCUCGAUGGGAUGUAGAAUCAAGCUGAAUACUUUGCCACAUUGUCGUGCAGGUAUUUUUUUGUUAUAUAAUUUAAUCAGAGAUGCACUUCUAAGCUGAAUGCUUAUUUGUUCAGAUCGUAUAAACCGAAAUGUACAAACGCACACUUAAGUAUCACAAAUCGCAAAAAGGUGUCUUCCCCAAAAAUAUAUAUGCAAGAUUAUGAUAAUAAAGUGUGAAUC